Molecule: messenger RNA, 2639 nt
Organism: Bolinopsis microptera
Lineage: Eukaryota; Metazoa; Ctenophora; Tentaculata; Lobata; Bolinopsidae
Product: E3 ubiquitin-protein ligase RNF103-like
Biological process (GO): protein ubiquitination
Cellular component (GO): endoplasmic reticulum
Molecular function (GO): ubiquitin-protein transferase activity
Source: RefSeq, a predicted model, not a curated record
AAUAUCCUCUAUUAGCUAGUAGUCAGUUGGGGACGGCAGCUGGUCUGGCAGAGGAAAAGGCACCUAAAGAAGUUCCAAGUGUAUUAUGCUACUUCGUGUAGCUCUCUUGGUACUUUGUGUUUUCCUACUUGUCUUGUGCAUACGAUUCUGUGAAUGGCUUACCUGGCUUGAAGCGGAACGUCUUCCUUUACAGCUUGUCGAUCCCCUUGCUCUCAGUAUCAAAGAACUUCAGCGGUUGUUAGAAGCGCGGGGGAUACCGCAUGAUGACCUAAUAGAGAAAACCGAGCUGGUUGAAGCGGUGGAGAAUAGUGGAGGGCUAAGUACAGAGGAGAGUGAGGUGUUGAUGCAGACCGCUUCCUUUGAAGACUCCCUUAACUUUCACUUCCGAGCGACACUUCUUGGAGGAGGUCAGCAAGAUGUCAAGUUUGUUAAAAUAACCUACUACUAUUAUCAGGUGGAAGACUCUAAGUCCACAGUAUGGGCUGUCCGUGUGGUGCCCCAUGGACACAAACCCUUCCCAAACUACCCGCUGUGGAACGUCGUAGCAAACAGACUGAGCCGAAUUGGUAUCCAAACUGGGACAUUUUACUGCCCCCGGCACAAUUCGUGGUGUCUGCGACAAGGCUGGAAGAUAGUUCCCGCCAUGAUACUGGCCAUGCCUGCUAAAGAUGAAAGAGGCCCUAAGAUUGAAGUUUAUCAGGGCCCAUCUACAGAGAAGAGCAUGAUCGGUUGGUUCUACUCUAAGUUGGAGGAGUCAGUUACAAAGAUUAAAAACAAGCCCUCCUACGACAGAUGGGAGUCGGAUAAGGACCCCGUGAAAGUUCUACACCACAGUGAUAAUGGGUGCCGGAUCAGAAGCCUCAUUCCCGCCUUUUUCUCCGCUCUCGCUGUUCAGUUUAUUGGAAAAGUCUCAUUCGCAGUUAUGGACAACUCUAAGUCCUGCAAAGACCGCCACUUACGGACCCCCAGCGACAAAUCCAAAUCAGUCAUCAUGAUUAAAACACCCGAGUUCACACAUAUCUACGGGUCCAGAAAAGGCGAACAAUUUCAGCACAAAGCGUUAAAACUCUUCCUCACAACUCUGACUCCGACCAGCAACGACCUCUUUAUACUCGCCCUCAUGUUUAUCAAUUACAGCUGCAUUUUUGAAAUAUUUCUCUCCAAUGGUAAUCUGGCUCGUCGUGUCUUCAGGACGCUGUGGUUUAUGGCUAAAGGGAACUUCUUGUUAUGCUCCGUGUGGCUUCCUCUUGUCAGUGUUUUCCAGAUCUCACAACUAAAACCAUUGUUGACUAGUUUUAUGUCGUAUUACAGACGACUGAUGAACACUGAAACAGCUGCUGUUUUGCGGCACGACGUCCUCCUACUUGCCAGAUACCCUCUCUUGGUCUUCACCACUGUUGUGAUCGGUAUUUUAGUGCUCACUUAUCUGGACCGUAAAUACAAACUUGGACUUAUUACACAUCAUCAGGACCUGCAGCUGCCUUUCUUGGACUUCAUGCCAACUGUGGAGCACCUUGUCCACUUUGACCCCAUCACGUGGCCGUUGUACACAACGCGCGUCAGUGAGGUGCCGGACGAGAAGUGGCUUCACAAGUGUGUUUCUGAGCUGAUGUCCGGACUGCCAACCUGGGACUACGGAUCAUGUUGGGGCACGUGCGUGUCUCCCAGCGAGUGCUGCGGCUGCUUCCCAACAGGCGCGCAGCACUCGGCAGAGUGCGCAAUAUGUCUGGACGUGUUCAGAGGUGGAGUAACAGUGAAUAGUUUACCAUGCUCACAUACCUUCCAUCACAGCUGCACGGAGGCCUGGAUGACGAGUGAAUGUGAGAACAGGUGGAGAUGUCCAAUGUGCAGAGAACCCAUCUUUUGAUUAGCUUAAUUUUUGGGGCGAACGUUAAAUGUGGUAUUUUUGCAUACAGUCAAAUCUUUAUUUCCCAUGUCUUUCGGAGGAGGUAAAAAUGCCAUGUAAAUUGAGAUGUACGGUAAUUAACGGUAAUGAGAGGUUGGAUAUAAAAUGAUUUUAACAUGAUCAAGUACUGUUGGUAAAGAAAAUAGGUCCGAUAAAUGGAGACAAGGUAAAUAGCGAUUGGAAGGUAAAUAGAGUUUUGACUGUAUUUUGCUUAAUUAUCCUAAUUGUGCAUAUAAUUAUCUUAAUUAUGUAACAUUAUGCUGCAUUUAAUGUCGCCUCUGUCAGUAGCCUUAAUUAUUGUUUCGUUGAUCUAUUAUAACAGCUCCUAUGUUUAGUUAAUUUUUGUUGGGCAUGAAGAUUUAACAAGUGUUUCGAUUGUGGUAUUACUUCUGAGAUGUUUCUAUAUUUAGGAUGUUAGCACUUAACACUUAACAGAUAUAAUGGAGUAUUCUUGAGCAGUUUCCAAGUUUGGAUUAUUGUGGGUGUUCUUAAGAAAAUAUAUGGGUUCUUUGAGUUUGGCCAGCUGUAAUGUCAAGUGAGUUGGAAAUCAGCAAACUUGUUUCCUUUCCCAGAAUCACAUGUGAUUUUAGGUGUGAAGCCUUAGAGAGUUUCGUUGAGAAAUGUGUUUUUUAUUUUUAUAUUUGUUAGUGAGUGUUACUUUAUAAGUAAACAGUGCACUUCAUCCCAAAUGAUCAACUCCUGUAAAUAGUUUCUCAUUUAAUAUUGUUACAAA